CCUCUGCGCAUGUGCAGUUAGAGCGAGGUGGGUGGAGGAAUUUUUUUUGUUUGUUUUCGUGGCUAGUAGUUAGCCCGUGAAAUAGUUGGUUUUAACCAACGUCAUUCGUGAUAGAAAUAUUACAUUCGAUGAAUGAAACUUAUGAACGAAUGAGAGUUUCGGUAAAUGCUCUUCUCUGUGGAAAUAGGGAACGGUGAAGCGUUUUGGAACAAGUUAGCUCAGCUGGCAAGCUAGCGCGAAGUUGAUGGUCGUCCGCUAGCACACAUGCUAGUUCGCUAGCUGGAUAACCUGAACGGAGGGCAAUUAACCAAAAAUAAUACAUUUAGUUGGCGAAGUCGCAGGUGUACCAACAGUCAGUACUGUGACGAGCUCUGCCUUGAGGCCAUUUUGCGAUUUGUAAACGUGAGCUGCAUUAGAUCAACUCUGAUCUCACAAGAAGAAACCCCAAGAUUGUAAAAGAGCAACAUGUCAAUCACUAACACCCCCACAAGCAAUGAUGCCUGCCUGAGCAUCGUGCACAGCCUCAUGUGCCAUCGGCAGGGAGGGGAGAGUGAAAGCUUUGCCAAACGGGCUAUCGAGAGUUUAGUCAAGAAGCUGAAGGAGAAAAAGGAUGAGCUGGAUUCUCUCAUCACAGCCAUCACCACAAAUGGGGCACAUCCAAGCAAAUGUGUAACCAUACAGCGAACGUUGGAUGGACGCUUGCAGGUUGCAGGUCGUAAAGGUUUUCCACAUGUCGUCUAUGCCAGACUGUGGCGAUGGCCUGAUCUACACAAGAACGAGUUAAAACAUGUGAAAUACUGUCAGUAUGCCUUCGACCUGAAAUGCGACAGUGUUUGUGUCAACCCGUACCACUAUGAGAGGGUUGUUUCUCCAGGAAUUGACUUAUCAACACUCACCAUUUCAAAUUCAGGUCCACUCAUCGUGAAAGAUGAGUUUGACUAUGAUAACCAACAGUCUCACUCCAGCUCGGAGAGUCACCUGCAGACGAUCCAGCAUCCACCGUCAAGAGCGGUUCCCCCGGAGACGUUCAGCAGCCCAGCUCUGCUGCCUCCGUCAGAUGGCAGCAGCUCAGCCUCGACAUCUGCUUUCUCAGCUAUUAGCGCUGGACCUUCAAAUCCUGCCCCAAACUGGAGCAGAAAUGGCAGCUUUCCUGCAGCGGUGCCUCAACACCAGAAUGGGCACCUACAGCAUCAUCCACCCAUGCCUCACACGGGACAUUACUGGCCUGUUGCCAGUGAAAUUUCCUUCCAGCCGCCUAUAUCCAAUCAUCCAGCUCCAGAAUACUGGUGCUCCAUUGCCUACUUUGAGAUGGACGUCCAAGUUGGGGAGACAUUUAAGGUUCCAUCCACAUGUCCUGUUGUAACUGUAGACGGUUACGUGGAUCCAUCUGGAGGAGAUCGCUUCUGCCUGGGACAAUUGAGUAAUGUCCACAGGACAGAAAAUAUAGAGAGAGCCAGGCUUCACAUUGGCAAAGGCGUGCAGCUGGAGUGCAAAGGUGAAGGAGAUGUGUGGGUGCGCUGCCUAAGUGAUCACGCCGUCUUUGUGCAGAGCUACUAUCUGGACCGAGAAGCUGGACGCGCACCAGGGGACGCCGUUCACAAGAUCUACCCCAGCGCAUACAUCAAGGUGUUUGACUUGCGCCAGUGCCACAGGCAGAUGCAGCAGCAGGCGGCAACGGCUCAGGCAGCGGCUGCGGCGCAGGCAGCUGCUGUGGCUGGGAACAUUCCAGGACCUGGCUCUGUGGGAGGCAUCGCCCCCGCCAUCAGUUUGUCUGCUGCUGCUGGCAUCGGUGUGGACGACCUGCGCAGGCUGUGCAUUCUGCGCAUGAGCUUCGUGAAAGGCUGGGGGCCGGAUUACCCACGGCAGAGCAUCAAGGAAACACCCUGCUGGAUCGAGAUCCAUUUACAUCGAGCUCUGCAGCUACUAGAUGAGGUCCUGCACACUAUGCCCAUCGCUGACCCUCAGCCUCUCGACUGAAUAUAACAACACAAACUGUACAGAGGAAUAGAGGCGAGGGAGGGGUGUAUAUCUGGCUGUAAUUGAACAGACAACUCCACCUUUGUGGCUCGGGGGUGCUGAAAGAAGACUUGAGUCACACGGAUACUGUACAGGCUGUAUGAGUAGAAGCAAAGUUACUCCAAACAUCUUUAACUGCAGCUCUGUGAGGAGUUGCCUUUAUAGUGAACUCCAGAUGUGCAAGUCCAUUCCAAUCAGCAGCUGGAGAAGCAUGCGGGUUACACUGACAGUAGCUGCAGUGCUCUGGAAGACGCAGCUGAGCAGGAACACCAGCUCUGUCUGCUUGGAGAUCAGGCCUGGGCUUCUCCUGCCUCAAAGAAUGUGUAAACUGCACGGUAACACGCCACAGGCAAUAAUCUUUUAGUGUGACUUGGUCUAGUGAGAACAGAAAGUUGCUUCUCAUCGGUGGAUUUUUUUGUUUUGUUUUCAUAUAUUCACACUAUCAAAGUGUAAAAAGAGACCAUUUAUCUCAGAGUUGCCUUUUAAGUGACUAAAUUCAUUGUUGUUACCUCGUCUGUACAUUCUGUGGGUUCUCAGCUGGAGAAAACUCUCUCCUUCAUUUAGAGUUUUGGGGCUAAAAUACUUCCUUUAGUUUGGAGUAUUUUGAAAAAGUUGUUUUUUGUCUUUUUUAGGAGCAUUCAAAAAAGCCCACUAAAACUGCAUAAGAUAAUAAAAAAAAUCACCAAACAAAGCUACCACCACAUAACCCCCCCCCCCAGUCUAACUUUUAAAAGACUUAACACACCUGCAUGAAUGUUCAAUUUUUUUUCAUUAGGUGUCAAUUAGCACUUUAAUAAUUUGCAUUUUUUUCUUCUUUCACAGGUUAACUUGUGGCUUUUUGUUGCAUCUUUAUGUUUUAGCAUCAUUUAUCUUUGUCAUGCUAAGGAAUUUGGUUCCAAAGUUCAAGAUUUCCCCUCUUCCCAGUUCUCAUACCGCUCCUAAAGAUCUUCCUUCCCGAAUUAAACACUGUAUUAUAUUUCAGGUUCAAAUACUACAAAGAGGCAGGCGUGCAUUUCGUAGAGUCCUGGAUGGUGCAUCACUUUAAAAUGGCUCACUACCCUUAUUUUGAAAAUAAUUGUAAGGCAGUGGAUCCAAAUAAUCAGCUGAGUGAGGAAUGAACUGUGAGGAACUGUAAGCCAUAAUGAUGCCAAAAAUACUUCCUGAAAUGUUGGAAGGGUUACUGGACUGCAGUUGUUUCAGUGUUACUUCUCUUGUGAAAGCUGGAUUUUACUUCUUUAAACAUUUUGUCAGCAAUAUUGUUUCAAUAAUGUUAGUUUUGUUUACCUCCAGGCUGUGGCAGUAUUUUAUGAUUUUUGUUGCUAAUUUUACAGUGAUGAACCAUUCGGGUCACAGGAAAAAAAGAAGCAAAAACAUGCGUGGUGAACCUUACAAUCAUGGCAUACAAUCUGAAGAAAUAUGAAGUUUGAAUGCAAUUGGUGUUUAUGUAUGAAUAAAAAUGAAAUGCGCCAACUUUGUGUUUACUGUAAAUAAAAAAAGAAAUCA
Oryzias latipes (Japanese medaka) is the source of this 3519-nucleotide messenger RNA. It is a transcript of the gene smad4a, whose product is annotated as SMAD family member 4a. The record is from RefSeq and is a predicted model, not a curated record. Gene Ontology annotation, biological process: anatomical structure morphogenesis; SMAD protein signal transduction; regulation of transcription by RNA polymerase II. Gene Ontology annotation, molecular function: RNA polymerase II cis-regulatory region sequence-specific DNA binding; DNA-binding transcription factor activity, RNA polymerase II-specific; I-SMAD binding. NCBI's taxonomy places the organism in Eukaryota, Metazoa, Chordata, Actinopteri, Beloniformes, Adrianichthyidae. Gene Ontology annotation, cellular component: heteromeric SMAD protein complex.